CGCAGUAUUACAGUGCAGAGGAGUCGGUGGAGAUGGGCUUGUGACAAAGUAGUGUUAUCAAGUUGACCAGCUACGGUAUGACUUAAGCGUUAUAGUUUCUUUUUCGUUGCACUGCUGCGCUUAUUCCGAACAUCAAGUUUCCUUAGGAGGCCUUGAGUGUUCCUGCAGCCAGAAGACGGGUGACUUACACAAGUGUUUCAUCCACGGUUCGACCAGUGUGCUUCAAUGGUCCACUUCUCAAGGCUCAUGCUUUCACCCAUGUCCUACACGUUAUCGUGGGUGCUGCUGCUUGAGGCUUUCAGCAUCUGCCUGGCCACCUAUGAGGAUUCAGUAUCCCUGCAGGAGGUAGACGAGAAUCCUAUCGCCUCAAACUCCAAAGAAUCUCUUGACACCUGCUGCUGUGGAAAAGGAGGCGUGGAUGGAGGAGCAGCUGAGGUUGUGGGGAGGUUCAGCGAAGCUGUAGUGACACUUCUGGCUAGUAGCUCUCUCCCUGACAAAGCAGGAGUUGCGUGCCCUUACCCCUAUACCCAGGUGGUAAACGAGUGCUUUUACGCCCACCAGAAAAAGCUUACGUGGGCACAGGCGAGGCGGGUAUGUCAAGGUAUGGGUGGGCACCUGACCGAGCCGCACCAUUCCUACGCCUUACAAGCUUAUCUGUCUGAGACCUACGGACCUGGAUACUUCUGGGUUGGAGGCACUGAUGAAGGCACGGAAGGGUCGUGGAGGUGGGUGGAGUCAGGUCGCCCUGUUGACCCUACUGACUGGCUCUUCCUGAGACCUGACAACCGUGCUGGAGACGAGCACUGCCUCGAGGUAGUCAUGUCAGACUACCCGGGACUCUACAACGAUGAGACCUGCACCGUAGCUCAAAGGUUCAUCUGUCAGUAUAAGAACUACGAGUGAAGCUUCGGAAAUGAGACCUGCACCGAAGCUUUACCUGUUUUGUUUCCUCUUGAUUCAUUCUCGUCACAGCGUUCAACUUUAGCGGGAUAUCCUAGGUCCAGUUCUCCGUAAUUCACUAUUUAAAACCAUUGUAAAUGUUUAAAAUUAUGUAAGCGUCCUAAAUAAAUACUUUAUGGCUCAAGA
Messenger RNA from Cherax quadricarinatus, 1086 nucleotides. RefSeq names its product perlucin. Gene Ontology annotation, molecular function: signaling receptor activity. The record is from RefSeq and is a predicted model, not a curated record. Lineage: Eukaryota; Metazoa; Arthropoda; Malacostraca; Decapoda; Parastacidae.